This is a messenger RNA of Lodderomyces oxycetoniae, 759 nucleotides long. RefSeq lists its product as uncharacterized. The transcript has a single exon. Bases 1 to 759 code for a protein of 252 amino acids. NCBI's taxonomy places the organism in Eukaryota, Fungi, Ascomycota, Pichiomycetes, Serinales, Debaryomycetaceae. Gene Ontology annotation, cellular component: Dsc E3 ubiquitin ligase complex; endoplasmic reticulum. The record is from RefSeq and is a predicted model, not a curated record. Gene Ontology annotation, biological process: SREBP signaling pathway.
AUGACGCAUUUCCAAGUCAAUAUUGAGAAAGAGCUCCGGGAGUUCCAAAACCAGAAAUAUCCUACUGUUGAAGAGACAAUAACGAAUAAUAGCUCGGUACUAUACAAGAGAAAGAAAUUCUUUUUGAAUAAUCUCCGAGAAUCGAUCCAGGUGAUUGAAAUUGUGUUGAUGGUCAUUUUAUAUUUGCGAGAUUUAUCAUUUUUCAAGCUCUUGAUACGUUUGUCUAUUCAUUUAUCUAUUUCACAUAUUAAUCCGCAGAUCCCAACACUACAUCUAUCUGCUCAGCACAAGGAGGCGAUAAUCAAAAUAAGUCUAAGAGGUAUUAUCUUUGGCAAUCUAUUUUGCAUUAUUUGUCAUCUAAUAUUUGGUGCAUACUCGCAUAGUGUGAAUACGGAUGCGUUUUUGCAUGGAGGAAUCACUAUUCAAUUUAUAGGCGAGAGAUAUCCAUACUCGAGAUUUGAGUUGAUUGCGUUGGAUUUGUGCAUCUUUGCAACUCAGUUGGUAUUUCAUCACUUGGUGGGGGUUGUAGAUGAUCUGAAGGUGUUGGAUACAAAGCCACAAGUUGCAGCAAAACGUACGCAAGAAGAGUCUGAUGCUGCAGAGAGUUUGGACAGCAGCAUUGACAAAACGCUCAUUGAGGAAGAUGGAUACAAUGGGAAUGUGUUUCUUUUAACCAUAGACCUAUUUUCAGGAAUCAAGAAGGUGAUGAACUACAAUGUGCAAAUUGAGGCCUACAGGUCUAGAGCCGGAUUGGUGUAA